Molecule: messenger RNA, 1704 nt
Organism: [Torrubiella] hemipterigena
Lineage: Eukaryota; Fungi; Ascomycota; Sordariomycetes; Hypocreales; Clavicipitaceae
Source: the annotation of a GenBank genome assembly
UGCUGGGUAAGAUCUCAGGUUGCAGAGCGUGACCCUCUGUAGCGACUAUAGACUUCCGAUAGCUGGGCCUUGUAUUCCUACGACCUGCCCAGCUUGCCUCAGACUCAACCCCAAACGCAAAUAGGAAAACCUAAUAAUCAUCUCGAGCAGAUAUGGCUUCUCGCGCAUAGAUACACGCAACCGCGCGCUGUUUGGAAAUUUGUCGCCUCGGGACAUUCGGGCUUAGCCUGCGCUCGACAUCAUGUCUGAACCACCACCAACAAGUUCCGAAAAUGGCUCAGAGCCACCGAAAAGCGAGACAACGCCGAUCACAUCUGUCAACGCAAAAGUAGAUCGAAAUGCCCCGCGCCUACGAACGCCCGCAUCCCUGCCACCUUGGAUCGACUCAUACCACGAACAAUAUGGCGCCGUAGCGCCCGAACAACUGCAACUCCUUACACCGCCAUCUCGUACUGUCCGUCGACAGCCCAACUCUGUCCCCUCCGAGCCUGUACGUCGUGUAUCGAGGGACGGCUUCAUCGACUACGACGAUCCAUCGCUAGGGCCGCCUCAAACUGACGAUUCUAUACUCCCCGACUUCGUCCGCUAUGGUAUGGGCUCAGCCCGUGGGCGCAAAUGGGACCAUUUACGAUCGACAGAACCAGUGAUUGUCUCGGGCUUUGCGUCUGGCGCAUGGAGACAGCCGAUAACUUGGCAUGACUUUGCACGGUCUUCACAAUGGGGCCAUGCACAAAAUGAACGAUCACAGGUUGUCGAUUACAAGGUCUUGGAUGACUUGCAACCAAGCUUUAACCGAAAAGUGAACCUGGAUCUCGACUUUUCGCGCGUUGCUACCACCAAAGAACGCGGAUCGAAGCGCUUUACCCAGCGGAUAUGGGACCUAGCCAUGCGCCACUCUCUAUCUCCUCUACUGUUCCGACUUACCGUCAUUAUCACGUCUAUUCUGGCUCUCGCUAUUGCUGCCCAGAUAUACAAAUUGGAGCUUCGGACAACCGUGAACGAGGCCGAACAAACACAGUCCCUCGUCGCCGUUGUGGUUGACAGUGUUGCCAUUCCGUACUCCACGUACAUGAUAUGGGACGAAUACACGGGAAAGCCCAUUGGCCUCCGUCCAGCCAAGUCCAAAAUUUCUCUCAUCCUCUUGGAUAUUUUCUUUAUCAUCUUCAAAUCAGCCAGUACGGCAUUGGCAUUCGAAACAGUGGUCUAUCACAAUGUUGUAGACCAGACCAUCGCCCCCUUGGCAAAAGCCAUGGCCAGCUUUAUGGUCAUUGGGCUGUUAGCAUGGACCAUGAACCUUACGGUCAAUGUGUUCCGGACAGUAGAGAAACUUGGUGGAGGUGAUGAGGAAUGAGCAGGUUGGCUUUCGAUGGAGAACACCGAAGGGGAAAGGCUAAUGAGUGUAGUGGGUUUCUAACUUUUCCAUAUAUACAUGAGUAUAUAUACAUUGCAGCGGAGUUUUGGGAUUGUCUUUUUAUUGGGUUUUGCAUUUUACGAAGGAAAAUCUGGAGGGAGGAUGAGGGAGGACACGCGGCGCCUUUUGUUUCAGGAUACCACAUUAUUGCUAUUUUGUCGUUGCCGUUAUCCAACUUGGUUGACGGACGGGUUGUACAUUGAUACCGUACAUAUAAUUUUAUUUGAAAAACUGACCCUGAUGUGAACGUAGAGCGUAGAGAGUGGAAGCGUAGGGCACAACUUAAGUUGGAG